Molecule: messenger RNA, 4039 nt
Organism: Lacerta agilis (Sand lizard)
Lineage: Eukaryota; Metazoa; Chordata; Lepidosauria; Squamata; Lacertidae
Exons: 6
Coding region: 419-3793 (1124 amino acids)
Source: RefSeq, a predicted model, not a curated record
GAUUCCCAGGUACUCACACAGAGGAAUAAUACAUUGUAGGUGAUGCAGUUGCUUCUGUAUUUCCAUAUAGAGAUUUUCCAUCCUAUCAGUGUCCCCGCUGAUUAUUACAACCCGAUGAAUUCAAGUGCGUUUGGGAGUUGCAAAGGCCCCCCUAUGGAUCUGUGUGAUAAAAGCUCUAGAAAAGGUUGCUCCCUUUAUGGUGGUCUGUAGCAGCAGUAAACUGGUAAUGAAAAUAUUAACGAGAGACUUGAUCACUUCUUUUGAGCCAAGCACAACAUAACCAUAACAGCUGCAGGCUCCAACUGUUUUCAACUGUCAGGCCCCCCUCAAACUGUUCCAUUCCAACAAUCACAGCAGCGAUGACUAUGGAACAUACCAUUUACAACAACUCUACCUCUACUCCAGCCAGGAGGAAGCCAUGCUGAGCACGAGAUCCCUUAUGGCUACACUGCUGGUUCUGGUGCCAGUCACAGGGUCUCCUGUUCUGGGCCAUCUGCUUGUCCUUUGGGAAGUGUGGCCAGGACACAUACUAGAGUAUCAACAAGUAUCCGUACCAGCGGCAAAAAAUUAUUCAUGCAAAACAUCAGGAAAUGUGAUCUUAGACCAGUCAACGCAGAAAAGGGGCAUCAGAAAUUACAGCGGCUUCAGAACAAAUUUGAAAACAUCUAGGAAGAAUGCUUACAGGAACUAUCAGCAUAAAAUCUUGCUAAAAUAUGUAAUAUUAUAUAAAAGAAAUCCAUAUCCAAUUGCAGAUGGAAGCAUAAGUGUACACAUUUCAAGAAAACAUCUAGGAAGAAGUGAACUAAUUCUGAGAAGAAAAAAUUAUUUAAGACACAUACUCAGGAAUAUUCUGAACAGAAAAUGUGAUGGUUAUGAAGUAAAAGUGAAUUGGCACAGUAUUUUGAAUGGUGCUAGAAAGAAAUCUGAAACUAAAAGAAAGGAGCAAUUGCAAAUCACAUACUUUGAAAAUAGGCACAAACCCCUAAGAGCUGGGUCACUAUUGGGGUAUAUAGCAUGUCAAACAAAUAUGAUGUUAAAUGUUAAAGAAGCAUAUUUCCAAAAAGAUCAGGAAGGUUUACAAAGUAUUGUGAUAAAGUUAGUAAAACCACAGAUACCAAGAGGAAAGGUGCUUACUGAAGCUGAGGUUCUACGAAAGAAAAAAUCUAAGAGUAACAGUAAUAGAAUAUUCACUUCUGUCAAAGAAAAUGUCUUUUCUAAAGAGAACACAAAUAUUUACAAUAAAGAACAAUUCAGAAUGACUGAUGGGAAGAAAAUAUUAAAUGUAGAAUGGAGCAGCCCAUAUAUGGGAUUUAAAAAAUAUGGUCAGUUCUCUAAAAGUUUUCACCGGGGGACAAGCUUUCCUAUCAGAGAAAAUAUCAAGUUGCAAAAAUGGAAAACAAGAACUAAAAAUUCUAUGAAUGCAAAUGAGAAGUUUCGGUUUAUACAUGCAUUUACUUACCAAAGAAGUAGUGCCAGCAAACAGAAAAUGUUCUCAGCGCAUGAACCUGUGAUGCCCAACAUUCAACAAAUAAAGGAGUCUGCAUUUCAAAUAAAAAUGUACAGAACCAAAAAAUUAAUAAAAUUAGCCAAGUGGCUCAGAGCUAAAGAAAAUAAGUUGGGGGGAAAUGGAAUAGAAGUUUUAUCAACAAUUUACUAUGUGCAGCCUUCCUUAAUAAGUCCUACCUUUCCAGCCAUUAAAACUGCUGUGGGUGUGAAGAAUGAAGUAUUUACUUCAGAAAGGGAUGAAGCAAAGGCAUCAGUCUACAUGACAAAAAUGCUGAAAUAUCUCAUGCAACCCUCAAAGAGAAUAAAAAAGAAAUACUUGAGAGUUGCUCAUAAGGGAUUUAGAAUUUCGCCUCUAAAAGCACUCAUGGUAAGAAAGCAUCUUGAUACGGAAGAGAGUUUACCAAUCUUGUUAUAUCUCUUUAAACACAUUUUUAAAGGUCCAUCGGUUGUUGAAAGAACGAAACGAUCAGCAAAAGCAGAAACAGUACCAAUAUCUGUAGAUGUUUUGACGCAUGUAACUUCUGCCCUUAUAGCAUGUGCCACUAUUUUUGGACUAGCUCUGUUUACUUUGGCAUUAGCAGCAUGUUACCUGUACUAUAAUAGAAGUAUUAAAAUGCAUUUCAGGCAAUUUGGUCCAUUUCUUGAAGCUGGUUUGAAAGGCGAAGAAUCCAAAAAGGAAUGGAAACACACUGCUUCUCAGUGUUGUCCACCUAUUUCUGUUUCACAAAAUUUUCAUUUUGGACAACCACAGGAAUCAAGGAAGAAUCAAAUAUUGGCAACAGCUACUAAAACAUGUCCCAAAGAGGAAUUUGUUAUUAUGAAGGAAAUAUAUGGCAGCUCUGAUACAGAAGGCAGUUCAGAAAUAUCAUGUAGAGGUUUGACUAUAAGAUCCAGAGCGAUUGUACUUCCCUCUCGGUCCAGUGACAGCAUACAAUCAUUAUUCGAUGUACGUGAUGAUGUACGUGAUGAUGUCUCUUCCCAACAAUCCAUGACCAUGGAAAAUGCUUCCAGCACUGUCCCCCCCAAAAACGACCUGGUUCCUGUUCCACAACAGCCAGAUAAUCAAGAGCAAAGUACCUCUAAAGAUGUGUCACCAAAACUGAAGAAAACAACUAUUUCAGAAUCAAAACCUGACAAUGAUCUUGCAAGAUCUAGUAAAGCAUUGCAAGGAGUCCAGCCAGACCAUUGUUUAUAUGAUGUCAAAGAACCAAGUACCUCAAAGGAUGUUGCACUAAAGAAACCAGCCAUCUCAGAGCCAAAACCUGACAGUGCUAUCACAGGGCCUUCCUCUACUGAAGCAUCACAAACAGGUCAGACACAGGCAAUUCUGAAAUCAGAACCUGGCAAUGCUAUGGCAGGGCCUUCCUCUACUGAAGCAUCACAAACAGGUCAGGCACAGGCAAUUCUGAAAUCAGAACCUGGCAAUGCUAUGGCAGGGCCUUCCUCUACUGAAGCAUCACAAACAGGUCAGGCACAGGCAAUUCUGAAAUCAGAACCUGGCAAUGUUAUCACAGGGCCUUCCUCUACUGAAGCAUCACAAGCAGGCCAGACACAGGCAAUUCUGAAAUCAGAACCUGGCAAUACUAUCACAGGGCCUUCCUCUACUGAAGCAUCACAAGCAGGCCAGACACAGGCAAUUCUGAAAUCAGAACCUGGCAAUGCUAUGGCAGGGCCUUCCUCUACUGAAGCAUCACAAGCAGGCCAGACACAGGCAAUUCUGAAAUCAGAACCUGGCAAUGCUAUGGCAGGGCCUUCCUCUACUGAAGCAUCACAAGCAGGCCAGACACAGGCAAUUCUGAAAUCAGAACCUGGCAAUGCUAUCACAGGGCCUUCUUCUACUGAAGCAUCACAAACAGGUCAGGCACAGGCAAUUCUGAAAUCAGAACCUGGCAAUGCUAUCACAGGGCCUUCCUCUACUGAAGCAUCACAAGCAGGCCAGACACAGGCAAUUUCUAACACAGGACUUGACAAUGCUGUCAUAGGGAUUUUCUCCACUACAGUAUCACAAGUAGACCAGGCACUGGCAAUUUCAAUGUCAGAAACUGACAAUGCUGUCAUUGGGCUUUAUUCUACCACAGUAUCACAAGUAGACCAAGCAUUGAUAAUUUCGACGCCAGCACUUGACAAUGCUAUCACAGGGCCUUUCUCCACUGAAGUAUCACAAUCAGAAAAGACACAGAAUAUUUUAAAGUCCGAACCUGACAAUGCUAUCAUACCACCUUCUUCUACUACAGUAUCACAAGUGGACCAGCCAUUGACCAAGAUUUCUACAGAGCAAAAUCCAUGAUCAGUAUUUUACAUCUUGGUGAAUAAUUUUAACUCUUUUCACAAAUGUUGAUGGUUCUACUUCCCACCAAACAAAUUCUUUGAAUAUGCUUACAUGAAACAUGGAGAAGUUACAAUCUGAGUUUUGUGAUGAAAAAGCAAUUGAAUAGUAGUAAUGUGUCUUAAGAAUUUUUUUUAAAAAAAUGUAUACAUACUACGCAACAUAAAUUCUGAAUUAUUUUUCAGAAAUUAAAACUGACUAAACAUA